AGGCUUAAAGCCGCGGGGCCGAACUGGGCAGCUGCAAUAUGGCGGAGACGGAGGGGGAGAGCCUGGAGUCCUGGCUGAAUAAAGCCACCAAUCCUUCUAACCGCCAAGAGGACUGGGAAUACAUAAUUGGCUUCUGUGAUCAGAUCAACAAAGAACUUGAAGGGCCUCAGAUCGCUGUCCGUCUGCUGGCUCACAAGAUCCAAUCUCCACAGGAAUGGGAGGCAGUGCAGGCCCUCACGGUACUGGAGGCGUGUAUGAAGAACUGUGGGAGGAGAUUUCAUAAUGAAGUGGGAAAGUUCCGGUUCUUGAAUGAGUUAAUCAAAGUUGUCUCUCCAAAGUACUUGGGAGAUAGGGUGUCUGAGAAAGUGAAGGCCACAGUCAUCGAGCUGCUUUAUAGCUGGACACUGGCUCUGCCGGAAGAAGCUAAGAUCAAAGAUGCCUACCAUAUGUUGAAGAGACAGGGUAUAGUGCAGUUGGACCCUGCUGUCCCCAUGGACAGAACACUGAUCCCUUCUCCCCCACCUCGUCCUAAAAACCCUGUUUUUGAUGAUGAGGAAAAAUCCAAGCUUUUAGCCAAGCUACUGAAAAGCAAGAACCCGGAUGACCUGCAAGAGGCCAACAAGCUCAUCAAGUCCAUGGUGAAAGAAGAUGAAGCUCGCAUCCAAAAGGUGACCCGACGUCUGCACACGCUGGAAGAGGUCAACAACAACGUGAAGCUGCUCCACGAGAUGCUCCUGCACUUCAGCCCUGAGCACUCGUCCGAGGCCGACCGAGAGCUCAUGAAGGAGCUGUUUGAUCGGUGUGAGAACAAGAGACGGACAUUAUUUAAACUAGCCAGCGAGACGGAGGACAACGACAAUAGUUUGGGGGACAUCCUACAGGCCAGUGACAACCUCUCCCGGGUCAUCAACUCUUACAAAACAAUUAUAGAAGGGCAGGUCAUCAAUGGUGAGGUGACCACCUCAACCAUGCCUGACUCUGAAGGAAACAAUCACUGCAGUAACCAAGGCACUCUCAUCGACCUUGCUGAGUUGGACACACCCAGCAGCUCAUCCCCAGUGUUGGCUCCAGCACCCACUCCAUCUUCCUCAGGAAUCCCUAUCCUUCCUCCACCCCCCCAGACCUCUGGACCUCCUCGCAGCCGCUCAGCAAGCCAGGCCGAGGCUCCCCCAGGGCCCAACAGCACAAGCAAUGCCCUCUCCUUGCUGGAUGAGGAACUGCUCUGUUUGGGCCUCACUGACCCAGCCCCCACUGCUCCUCCCAAAGAUUCUGCUGGAAGCAGCCAGUGGCACCUGUUCCAGAGUGAACCAUCAGACCUGGACUUCUUCAGCUCCAAGCCAGGGCCUGCUGCUUGCUGCCCAUCAGAGGGACCCCUACUUCCAGCUGCAGCCACUGUCUUAAGUACCCCCCAGGCUGCCUCGCCACACCCUUUCCCAGUUCCUGUGGCCCCAGCCAGUGCGCCUGCUCCCAGCACUGCCUCCUUCAUGCUCUCUUCUGGACUUGCCCCAGCUUUGGCUUCGAAAGUUGAGUGCCUCAGCUCAGGACUGGGUGACAGCACGUUGCACCAACUGGAUGCCCUUGAUCAACUUCUGGAAGAGACCAAAGUGAACUCAGGCUUGGUGAAGCCAGUCUCUUGCUUUUCCCCUGGGGCUGCUACCUCCCCCCUGCUCCCCACCUCUGCGCCUGCCAGGCCUCUCCUGCCCUUCUCCACUGUGCCUGGGAGUCCUCUCUUCCAGCCACCAGCCUUCCAGUCCCAGGGCAGCCCUGUGAAGGGGCCUGAGCUCUCACUGGCCAGUGUCCACGUGCCCCUGGAAUCCAUCAAACCUAGCAGUGCCCUUCCUGUGACAGCCUAUGACAAGAAUGGCUUCCGCAUCCUGUUCCACUUUGCCAAAGAGUGCCCACCAGGGCGGCCUGAUGUUCUGGUGGUGGUGGUGUCCAUGCUGAACACAGCUCCCUUGCCAGUCAAGAGCAUCGUGCUGCAGGCUGCAGUGCCCAAGUCAAUGAAAGUGAAGUUGCAGCCACCCUCUGGAACCGAACUCUCUCCGUUUAGUCCUAUCCAGCCACCUGCAGCCAUCACCCAGGUUAUGCUGCUGGCCAAUCCAACGAAGGAGAAAGUGCGGCUUCGGUAUAAACUGACAUUUGCCCUGGGGGAGCAGCUGAGCACAGAACUGGGUGAAGUGGACCAGUUCCCUCCAGUGGAGCAGUGGGGGAACCUAUGACCCCGAAGAGGAUUCAGUGACCUCCAUUUGGAAGACAGGCAGGCUGCCCUGAGAUAGAAAGGGCUCUGGUCCAGUUACUACUUUCUGGACAAUAUUUAUAGCUUUGACAUGGACCAGGGCCUGUCCAGAGCCAAGCUACUGCUGUGAUAAUCUUUCCUUGGGCCCCUAAAAGGACCUGUUUUUAUCUACCUGUGUGACUUGAAGUGGCCAUAUACCGCCGGGUGGGGAGAUGGCCCAUGGCUUCACAGGCUGCACUGGGAUAGUGGAUGCCAGGCCUGAAUUAGGUUGUUUUGUUUUUUACUGGCAUUCCCUGAUGCCCAGGGAAGGGUUCUAAAGAGAGGCUUGAGAUCUCCCUCAAGAACUGGGUCCUCACACCCCAAAGAGGCAGGUCUUGAGAGGUCGUAGCCCCUAUGGUUAGCCCAUGUUUCCUUGCUGGCAAGGCUCUCCUGCCACCCGAAGUGAGGUGGACAGUCAGUGGCUCAGAAGAGUUGUACUGUAGAAUCUUCACUCAGCCGUCUGCAGGCAGUAGCAUCCUGGAAUGAGUGGUAUGCUUGUCCCUGGCAGUGGCACGCUGUGUCCUAUGGACAUCUCAGCAGGUCAGGGAAUACAACCUAGCAGAAACAGAACUUGGCAUAAUAGCCUUAACUAGGGAUUCAAAGGAAAAUGGAAGAGGACCAGUAUUUCCUUUCAGAGCAGGUACUGAAACUUUCUGGGAAAAGCAUACCUCCUGCCAUGGGGACAGGCCAUCCUAAUCACUACCUCUUGCUUACCAUGAAGUAAACUUCUUGUCCUCCCCUUAUGUAUGCAAAGGGAAGACAACUCCCAUCAUGCUCUGCAUCCUCCAGGCUUGGCCUCCUCUUCCUGCCAUAUGGAGUACAGUGUGGCAUCUAUGGUUGGACCCUGGAAAUACCAGGGUUAUUCACAUUGCACUAAAUUAUAUCUUUUUGUGCCACACCAAAACACCCAGUCCCCUGGCUGUAGACCUGUAGAGGAGCACUGUCAGCAAUGCGUUGGGCCUUGAGGUAAUGAGGGGCUGUGUGUGGAUCCUGUUUCAGACCUAUUGCUUCAGCAAUGAUCACUCAGCCCCACUACUAGGUAUUAUUAGGUAUUACUAAGGUGACAUGAAGUUGGAUAGGCUCAGCUAUCUGCUGCCUCUAAGGAAGUCGGCACAGACUGCACCCCCGUACCCUCUAGUAGCUUCCUUGCUCUAUCCAGGAGUCAUCUCACACAGCGACCCUAAUCUGCCUAGCAAUAUUUGAUUACUUACGACAGGUCAAAAGUGAAUCAUUUUCAUACAAAUGAAUCCAAGAACUUCCCAAGAGACUGGCUUCUUUUGCCCUGGAAUUUCUGGGAUUGCUAUGUAGAGAUGGACCUUUCUAAUAACUGUUGGACAUUAAAAUUGAGUGUUACUCAUUACUGCUGAGGUCACUGCUUCAUGGCAAACAACUGUAUUGUGUAUACGAACUUCUGCCCUUGUUUUGCUGCAUGUUAAAUAAACCAUUUUCACCCUA
Molecule: messenger RNA, 3730 nt
Organism: Jaculus jaculus (lesser Egyptian jerboa)
Lineage: Eukaryota; Metazoa; Chordata; Mammalia; Rodentia; Dipodidae
Gene: Gga3
Product: golgi associated, gamma adaptin ear containing, ARF binding protein 3
Exons: 17
Coding region: 39-2219 (726 amino acids)
Biological process (GO): intracellular protein transport; vesicle-mediated transport
Cellular component (GO): trans-Golgi network
Molecular function (GO): ubiquitin binding; phosphatidylinositol binding; small GTPase binding
Source: RefSeq, a predicted model, not a curated record